CCUCGGCACUCUGGCUUUCUUGAGAUUCAAGAAAAACGUUCAGCUCGGCGAAUUAAACCCGAGAAAGAAGUAGAACAAAGCUGCAGAGAAGAGAAGUUUGAAAACAGAAGAGAAAAAUGAGCAGCAUUGGAACUGGUUAUGAUCUUUCAGUCACCACCUUCUCGCCGGAUGGCCGGGUUUUUCAGAUUGAAUACGCAGCCAAAGCCGUCGAUAACAGCGGGACUGUUAUCGGCAUCAAAUGCAAAGAUGGGAUCGUUAUGGGUGUGGAGAAGCUCAUAACGUCGAAGAUGAUGUUACCGGGCUCAAAUCGAAGAAUUCAUUCAGUUCAUCGUCAUUCUGGCAUGGCUGUGGCUGGCUUAGCAGCAGAUGGGAGGCAAAUUGUUGCACGAGCCAAAGCUGAGGCAACUAACUAUGAGAGUGUUUAUGGUGAUUCCAUACCUGUGAAAGAACUUGCUGAACGUGUUGCUAGUUAUGUGCAUUUAUGUACACUUUAUUGGUGGCUCAGACCUUUUGGAUGUGGAGUAAUUCUUGGAGGCUAUGACAGAGAAGGACCACAACUAUACAUGAUUGAGCCUUCUGGUGUUUCCUAUAGGUACUUUGGUGCUGCAAUUGGAAAGGGGAGGCAAGCAGCUAAAACAGAGAUCGAAAAGUUGAAACUUUCUGAAAUGACAUGCAGGCAAGGUGUCAUUGAAGUUGCAAAGAUCAUUUAUGGAGUACAUGAUGAGGCAAAGGACAAAGCCUUCGAAUUGGAGAUGAGCUGGGUCUGCGAUGAGUCAAAUCGACAACAUCAAAAGGUUCCAGAUGAUCUCUUAGAGGAAGCCAAGGCAGCAGCCAAGGCUGCAUUAGAAGAAAUGGAUGCAGAUUGAUAAAAUAAAAGAACAUUGUCCAUCUGUGAUAGAAGUACCGUUGUCUUGGUUGUGUAGGAAGCUGUAUCUUUUUAUUUUAUUUUUCUCUUCUUUUCAGCUCUUUUGUCUUUGUACCUUGCCUUUUUUUUUUUAGUUUUGUGGGGUUGCUAAUAUGGACAUAUCAAAAUCUGCCGCCCAGGGUAAGGUCUUAGGGGGUUACAGACCAUUGGACAUUGGAUCCUUCAUGGGUCUCGGCGCAAGGGAAAUGAAAAGCUAGUAUUGCAGGUUUAUAAUGUCGAGGCAGUGCUGACUUUGGAUCUGAACAACUCGUUUAUUUGAAUAGCCACUUGAAACCCUGGAUUAAAGAUUCUAGAUCCCUGUAGCUAGAUCAAAUAUGGUAGCUUCAAGAGUUCAUUUGUAGUGAGUUCUAGGUCUUAAUGCUUGAAGCCAUAAAUAAUCUUUGUUUGUCUUCUUUGACUUUGAGAACACCUGAAAACCAAGGUUCUUAUUAUCUUUGCUUGCAACAGCUGACCAGGGUUCUUGUAGCUCUCAACUUCAUGAUAA
Nelumbo nucifera (sacred lotus) is the source of this 1409-nucleotide messenger RNA. RefSeq names its product 20S proteasome alpha subunit G1 (gene PAG1). NCBI's taxonomy places the organism in Eukaryota, Viridiplantae, Streptophyta, Magnoliopsida, Proteales, Nelumbonaceae. Gene Ontology annotation, biological process: ubiquitin-dependent protein catabolic process. Gene Ontology annotation, cellular component: proteasome core complex, alpha-subunit complex; proteasome core complex. The record is from RefSeq and is a predicted model, not a curated record.